GGAAGAGAAGUGGCUCUACCUCUGCGUCAUAUUCAUACCAGUGCAAUUGCCCCCGCCAAACCACUGCUACCACUCUACCCCUCCCUUCCCUCUCCUUCUCAUCAUCCAAUUUGCAGACUGCUAAAGCCCCCCCCCCCCCCCCUCCCCUCCCUCCUGUUUGUGUCUUAUAACUGCAUCUGUUCAUCUGCCUCUCAUUCGCAGCACUGGCCAGGCUUGACUCAUUCCUAUCUGCGUAGCUGACCCAGGAAGAGGCGUGCAAAGUGGACGUGGGUGCCAAUAAGGAGACGAUACACAAUAGAGUUUGGCCCAUGCGAGCAGCGUGUGGACGGAGUGCAGCUGUUUCCAUCAUAGCAGAGCCCAACAUGUAAGAAGAUGUCUGUUGGAGGUUGUGCUUGUCCUGGCUGUUCGUCAAAGUCAUUCAAGCUGUACUCUCCUAAGGAGCCCCCUAACGGCGGCAGCUUCCCCCCCUUCCACCCGGGCGCUAUGCUGGACAGAGAUGUGGGGCCCACACCCAUGUACCCCCCUUCUUAUAUGGAGCCUGGAAUGGGGAGACCCACUCCGUACGGUAACCAGACAGACUACCGGAUAUAUGAGCUGAACAAAAGGCUACAGAACUGGACAGAGGAUUGUGACAAUCUUUGGUGGGACGCCUUCACUACAGAGUUUUUUGAGGAUGAUGCCAUGCUCACAGUCACAUUCUGUCUGGAAGAUGGACCUAAACGAUACACAAUCGGCAGGACCCUAAUCCCACGGUACUUCCGGAGUAUUUUUGAAGGGGGAGCUACAGAGCUAUUUUACGUUUUGAAACAUGCUAAAGAGUCCUUCCACAGUAACUUUGUGUCUCUGGACUGUGACCAGUGCACGAUGGUGACCCAGAACGGCAAACCUAUGUUCACACAGGUUUGUGUUGAGGGUCGCUUGUACCUAGAGUUCAUGUUUGAUGACAUGAUGAGAAUUAAGACGUGGCACUUCAGUAUCAGGCAACACAGAGAGGUCCUGCCCAGAAGCAUUUUGGCUAUGCAUGAUCCCCAGAUGCUCGAUCAGCUAGCUAAAAAUAUCACCAGAUGUGGGCUGUCUAAUUCAACACUCAACUACCUCCGUCUUUGUGUGAUAUUAGAGCCCAUGCAGGAGUUGAUGUCCAGACAUAAGACCUACAGUUUAAGCCCCAGAGACUGCCUGAAGACCUGUCUUUUCCAAAAGUGGCAGAGAAUGGUAGCACCUCCUGGUAACACAGCAGCUGAGCCAGCCAGACAAGCACCAAACAAGAGACGGAAAAGGAAGGUUUCUGGUGGAAGUAAUGUGAGUUCAGGUGGAGGCAGCAAUAACAACAGCAACAGCAAAAAGAAGAGUCCCGCAAACAGCUUUUCUCUCUCCAACCAGGACCUGGUUGGAACAAAAACCUGUACAGUGCCGGAGCUUGAGGACCGGAGUUGAGAACCACUUCGCUAAAUCUUAAACCUGCCCACGUACCACCACACACACAUGGUACACAGUGAGCCACAUGUACAGCAUAAAACAUGGUACGGGAGAGAGAAGUUACGCAGGAGCCUGGACCACAGCACCAGGCGCUACAGAAGUGUGUACUGUUUUCAUAUGUAUUGACUAGUUUUAAUUUUUGUUUUUUUAUUAUUAUUUUUGUAAACAAUUUCUAAAAAUAAACAGACAUGCAAGCAAAACAAAACACCCCAAAAUACUCUUUGCACUGUUUUCCACAUCUAUUUUUCUUAUGAGCGAACGGACAGUGUAUUUUUUGUUUUUCUAUUAGCUAGAAAAGAUCUGUAUCAUCUGCAGUAUAUUAUUGUAUAAGUAUUGCCGUUUGACUCAUUCUUAUUGUGAUGAUUACAAGUCUCCAUGUUAAGUCCAUGCUUGAAAUGUCAUCAUUGGUGUUGGACAUCCCGCUGUCAGCAGGGUCACAGAAGACGGGCUAGUGUUUUGUAGUGUACUGCAUCUCCAUACUGGUUUUCUUACCAAAUUACUAUGAUCACAACCGUUAUGUGUGUGGGGGGGGUCCUCACUCAAAAGAAAAUGUAUACCUUCUGAAAUUUGCUACAUGAAAUAUUUUAAAGAUACAUUUUGGACUGUAAAAUAUAAAAAAAUAAAACAGACUUUUGUAUUAACUUAAGUUUCCCAAAAAAGUUUUUAAGCAUAACUACAAAAAGCUGCAGACCAAGGAGCAAAAUUAAAAAAAAAAAAAAAAAAAAGUUUAGAUAUUGAGUACACUGGGCUGUCAGUUUGGCAGCUUUUCUUCAUCUUAGUGUCUGUGCUUGUAUAUUUUUAGGUAGUAAUUUCUAUAAACAUUCUAUGUAUUCCACCCUAGAACUAUGGAAAACUCAAUCUAAUGUAAAAAAGCCUCAUUAUUUUUAUUAUUAUUAUUUUUACCAUUCAAUGUUUCUAAUUGUACAAUCACUGAAACAGAUUCCCCCUGAUGUUAGCAAACUGUAUUUAUUUUUCUAUGUUUUUGAAGUUCUGUUGACCCAUCUGUACAAUACUCAUUAUAUGGAGAAGUUUUGGGGAUGUUUAGACGUCAUUCAUGAAAAAUGUGUUUUUGUUAAAGCGGCUUCAGUCGUUCUGGCUGUGUAAUUAUCUUGGAUCAUCCUGUUUAAAAUUAAGAUUGACAGCCAUUUGCUGCUGUUUUAGGUUUAUGGUCUAUCUGAAAACAUAUCAGAUGCACUAUAAUCAAAUAAAAAAAAAAUCCUGCAA
This is a messenger RNA of Periophthalmus magnuspinnatus, 2700 nucleotides long. Its product is annotated as LIM domain-binding protein 1. Gene Ontology annotation, biological process: negative regulation of transcription by RNA polymerase II; nervous system development; positive regulation of transcription by RNA polymerase II. Gene Ontology annotation, molecular function: LIM domain binding. Gene Ontology annotation, cellular component: nucleus; transcription regulator complex. The record is from RefSeq and is a predicted model, not a curated record. The coding region runs from base 373 to 1434 and encodes 353 amino acids. NCBI's taxonomy places the organism in Eukaryota, Metazoa, Chordata, Actinopteri, Gobiiformes, Gobiidae. The transcript is spliced from 12 exons.